Molecule: messenger RNA, 972 nt
Organism: Penicillium robsamsonii
Lineage: Eukaryota; Fungi; Ascomycota; Eurotiomycetes; Eurotiales; Aspergillaceae
Product: Short-chain dehydrogenase/reductase SDR
Exons: 6
Coding region: 1-972 (323 amino acids)
Source: RefSeq, a predicted model, not a curated record
AUGUCGAACAAUCCACAAAUCCUCCGCUCCGAGGUCGUUCUCGAGAAGUAUGGCAAGACCCUUGCUGGAAAGACAGUGCUCAUCACCGGCGUUUCCGACCAUUCCAUUGCAGGCGAACUCGCAAUUCAACUUUCCGCUGCCGAUCCAAAACUACUCAUCUUAACUGCCCGUGCCGAAUCAAAAGUGGCAGGAAUUCAAGAAAAGAUCAGAUCAGCCAAGCCGAACGUGGAGACUCGCUUCCUCAACAUGGACCUGAGUGACUUGAACGCCGUGCGAAGUGCUGUCAGAGAUCUAGAUGAUGUCUCUCACAUCGACCACCUUGUCUCUGUGGCUGGAGUCAUGUUCCCGCCAUACAGCAAGACGAAAGAUGGAUUUGAGAGCCAAUUGGGAGUCAACUAUCUGGCGAACUUCUUGCUCGUGAAGUUGCUCCUACCAAAAGUCCAUGCUGCGGGAGCAGAUUCGUCUGUGGUUAUCAUGGCUUCGUCCAUGGUCAGACAAGGGAAGAUAGACUUCGAUGACUUCAACUUCAGUGAUGGCCAAACCUACGAUCCCAUGGUCGCAUAUGGCCAGUCGAACGCUGCAAGAGUCAUGUUUGUCAAGAGACUGGGUGAGAAGUUGAAGAACGAGAAAAUCCGUGUUUUCAGUGUUGAUCCUGGCGCCGUUCAAACCGGUCUGCAACGACACUGCCCUCCUGGAUUUAUUGACCAGGUCGCCGAAUUGGUGAAUGCCGGAACCAUGGUUGACAUGGACGGAAAUCAAAUCGAAAUUCCCCCGUGGACUACUACCUCAGAAGGAGCCGCUACUGUCAUCACAGGAAUGACUGACCCUACCAUUGCAGGGUACAAUGGCUCGUAUCUCAGCCAGAACGCAGUCGCAGACCACGAGUUGCACACCCAUAUCAACGACGAAGACAACUGGAUCAAACUUUGGAAGCUGAGCGAGGAUCUGACCAGAGAGAAGUUUUCGCUGUGA